Molecule: messenger RNA, 1335 nt
Organism: Canariomyces notabilis
Lineage: Eukaryota; Fungi; Ascomycota; Sordariomycetes; Sordariales; Chaetomiaceae
Product: acid protease
Exons: 3
Coding region: 1-1335 (444 amino acids)
Biological process (GO): proteolysis
Cellular component (GO): fungal-type vacuole
Molecular function (GO): aspartic-type endopeptidase activity
Source: RefSeq, a predicted model, not a curated record
AUGAAAACCAUACUUUUGACGCUUGCCUCAUCGCUAACCGUGGCGUUGACCUCGGCGGCGGGCCUGCCCAGGGAAAGGGAUGCCUCCAAGCCGUCACGCGUCCGCGCCGCCGGGUUUACUGACGCCGUCACCAGACAUGUCAUACCAAUGCGAAAACAUGACAUCCCGCCCGCGCCAGACCACCAUAUCCGUCGCAGAGCUGCUGGCAGUAGUCCGACGAACUUGAGGAAUGUUCAUGAUGUGUACUAUAUCAUUGACCUCAUUGUCGGAAAUCAGACCAUCCCGGUCAGUGUGGACACAGGGUCGAGUGAUACCUGGCUGGUGCAGGAGCCGUAUGAGUGCGUGUCGUUUUGGUUUGAUUAUCCGGGAGGUAAACCCAACUGCGGCCUCGGCUCAGGCUUCAAGGGAAACCUCUCCGGGGGCACCAUCCCCGACCUGCCCCCCUUCGUACGAUCCUACGUCGACGGUACUUUCGUGGCAGGCUACUACGGACGUGAAGACGUCACCAUCGGCGGGGUGACGGCGCACAACCAGCGCAUCGCCAUCGUCAAUUACACGUACUGGCGCGGCGACGGGCAGACGUCGGGCCUGCUUGGGUUGGGGUAUCCGUACCUGACCAGCCUGGACGGGGCGGACCAGAACCAGCCGCCGUAUGAUCCUGUGUUUACGACCAUGUGGAAGGCGGGGGAUAUUGAGCCUGUUUUUAGUAUUGCGUUGAGUCGGAGUGAGGAUCGGGGCGUGUCCGGGAUGCCGCAGGGGUUGAAGAAGGAGUCGUAUUUGGCCCUGGGGGGACUGCCGCCGGUGGAGUUUGAGGAGGGAAGUUGGGCGCGCACGCCGAUUCAUGGUAUGGAUGCCGUCCCGCAGUGGGGGUUUGAGACGGAUGAGAAGGGCAUGUAUAUCAUCAAGCCGGAUGCGUUUGUUGUCGGGCCUGGGGGAAGUGGUGUGGGCGGGUUGGCGAGGAAUACCACGCAGUUGCCGGUGCUGAUUGAUGCUGGGUCGACCUUGAGUGUUUUACCCGUUAAUCUCGUCAACCAACUGUACGCCGCCUUCGACCCCCCGGCGGAGUACCUCAGCUCAACAGGCUUGUUCUACGCUCGCUGCAACGCGACGGUGCCAACGUUUGGAGUGGAGAUUGGCGAGUCGACAUUCUACAUUGCACCCGAGGACUUGCUGCGCCAGACAGUCAGGGAUCCGACUGGCGAGUGGUGCCGUGUUGGUGUCACGGACGCUGACAGCCCGCCCCAUGUGCUUGGUGUGACGUUUCUCACGAACGUUGUGGCUGUCUUUGAUGUGGAACAUUCCGAAAUGCGUUUUGCGGCAAGGAAGAAGUACUAG